UAAUUAUAUAUAUAUAUAUAGACAAUGAGUUGUGCUAAUAAGUUGGGUAAUGAAGGGCUGAGAUGGGCCAUCAUUGUUGCAGCAAACAGAAAGUCAAGAGGGGGUUGUGGUCUCCUGAAGAAGAUGAGAAGCUCAUCACACACAUCAGCAGCCAUGGCCAUGGCUGUUGGAGUUCUGUUCCUAAAUUAGCAGGCUUGCAAAGGUGCGAAAAGAGUUGCAGACUAAGGUGGAUAAAUUACUUGAGGCCAGAUCUCAAGAGGGGUUCUUUUACUGAACAAGAAGAGAGAAUCAUCAUUGAUGUUCAUAGAAUUCUAGGCAACAGAUGGGCUCAGAUAGCCAAACACCUCCCUGGUAGAACUGACAAUGAAGUCAAGAACUUUUGGAACUCAUGCAUCAAGAAAAAGCUCAUCUCACUUGGCUUAGAUCCAAACACUCACAAUCUUCUCUCUCCCCAUCAAACUACCACCAAUUUGUUUCGGUGCCGUUUCCAAUGCUUGGCCCCGAAUGGGCUGUUUUUCCCUUUUUGCCUCACAAUUUGUUCUCUAAUAUUCUCAUAA
Camellia sinensis is the source of this 557-nucleotide messenger RNA. The record is from RefSeq and is a predicted model, not a curated record. Lineage: Eukaryota; Viridiplantae; Streptophyta; Magnoliopsida; Ericales; Theaceae.